ACCUAUAUAUAUUCCUCUCCUCCUCCCCUCACCUGGCUGUUAUUUUCUGCUUUCCAGAAAUAUCGAGAGCGUAGCGCAUCAUUUCUGGCAGCGCACUAACUGAUCUUAUUCAGGACGAUCGUGUUCUUCACUGCUCUCGCGAUGUCGCACUCUAGGAGAUCAAGGUGUGCCUUUGAUGCUUUGUACAUUUGAGUAAUUGGGUUAAGUUUGUGAAUGUCUUUUGUUUGAUUGACAACAUGUUGCAUCUAUUUUAGGAGUGUUGAGAAUCCUGGAAAUAAUCUCUAUGUGACUGGAUUAUCUACACGGGUAACAAAGAGGGACCUUGAGAAGCAUUUUUCAACAGAGGGAAAGGUCGAAGAUGUUCACAUUGUGGUAGAUCCAUGGACUAGGGAGUCCCGAGGAUUUGGCUUUGUGACAAUGUCCACUGUUAAGGAGGCUGAUUGUUGUAUCAAAUAUUUGGACGGAUCUGUCUUGGAAGGCCGUGUUAUCACCGUGGAGAAGGCUAGGAGGCGGAGAGGCCGGACGCCUACCCCAGGAAGGUAUCUUGGGCUCCGAACUGACCAUGCACGUCGCCAUUCUCCCAGUUACCCUCCCUAUUACUAUUAUAGGAGUAAUUUCUCCAGAUCCUCUUCCGAACGAGAUAGAAGCAGGUCCUACUCUCCUUCCGACAGUACAAGAUCUUACUCGCCCUAUGAUGGCCACAGAGGGUCUUACUCUCAUCGCUGCAGGUCCUACUCUCCAUCCCGAUCCCCUCACGGUAGGUCACCAGUUAGCAUGCGUGACCGGUCCUACUCUCCGUACGACUUCCAAGAUGACUAUUAUUACAGAAGAGACCGGUCCCACUCUCGGUACAGCUCCGUGGAGGACCACUAUCAUAGGCGAAGCCGCCGUCGUUCUGUCUCCCGGACGGCGAGGAAGACCUUGAGAUACGACUCCAGGCACUAUUCACCAGAUGACCAUUACUACAGCAGUGGCCGUUACCGUUCUCCCUCUAGGAGUAUUUCACCAAGGGCACGGAGGAGGUCAUGGAGGAGCUACUCAGAGAGUAUGUCACCUGAACCAAGGAGAAGUCAGAAAAGCCACUCGUCGUCCAAGCGCUUGCGGAGAAGCUAUUCUCGCAGUCAGAGUAUAUCCCCUGGCUAUAGGAGGAGGACCAGCUAUUCUUGUAGCAUUUCGCCUAGACCGAGAAAGAGCAGCUCCAGGCACUCUUCCCGAAGGGGGUGUGAUCUUCGUACCCGCCGUGACAUUGGGAGCUGUUUCGUUCGAAGCUACUCCAGGAGUUGCAGCGGAAGCUCGUCUUCCCCAUCUGUAUCAAGGUCUGCCACACCGAGAUCAGCAUCAUCACUUUCAUCUUGAAGAGUUCGAAAAUUUGCUACUUUCCCCCCCGUUUGGCAGGGGACUCUAAUUCUGGCUUCCGUUAAAGGAUCUUGCACGCACCAUGCCUAUGUUGGAUGGUUAAAAAGUAUGAUAUUAUCAAACCUUGUUUGUGUAUGAUAUUAUCAACCUUGUAUGUUAAAAACUCUCUUUGUUGCUUGCUGGAUGGAUUACGGAGAAUAUGAACCUGGCUGACGCCUGUUUUACUUGUAAGCAUUGCAUGAGAGUAAUGUAUACAUAAAAUACCAUACUUCUCUCAA
This is a messenger RNA of Diospyros lotus (date-plum), 1634 nucleotides long. RefSeq names its product serine/arginine-rich splicing factor SR45a-like. Gene Ontology annotation, cellular component: spliceosomal complex. Gene Ontology annotation, biological process: positive regulation of mRNA splicing, via spliceosome. Bases 418 to 1356 code for a protein of 312 amino acids. The record is from RefSeq and is a predicted model, not a curated record. The transcript is spliced from 6 exons. Gene Ontology annotation, molecular function: RNA binding. Lineage: Eukaryota; Viridiplantae; Streptophyta; Magnoliopsida; Ericales; Ebenaceae.